Ramularia collo-cygni is the source of this 1746-nucleotide messenger RNA. Its product is annotated as related to flavin-binding monooxygenase. Gene Ontology annotation, molecular function: flavin adenine dinucleotide binding; N,N-dimethylaniline monooxygenase activity; NADP binding. Bases 1 to 1746 code for a protein of 581 amino acids. The transcript has 5 exons. NCBI's taxonomy places the organism in Eukaryota, Fungi, Ascomycota, Dothideomycetes, Mycosphaerellales, Mycosphaerellaceae. The record is from RefSeq and is a predicted model, not a curated record.
AUGACGGGUGAAAUGCCAUGGCCAGAAGUGUCUGUGGGUAACAAGAACCAUGCGAACGUUUCCGUGGUUAUCAUUGGAGGAGGAAUCUCUGGCAUGUGUCUUGCCAUCGAUCUGCUUAAAAGGAACAAAUGUCGCAACUUCAUCAUCAUUGAACAAUCCGCUGGUCUAGGAGGUACAUGGCUCGACAACAAGUAUCCUGGUUGCUGCUGCGAUGUCUGGAGUGCACUAUACUCCUACAGCUUCGCAAAGAAUGCCAAUUGGACGCGUGAAUAUCCCGGUCAGGAAGAGAUUCUUGCAUAUCUUCAAGAUGUUGCUCAAGAUUACAAGCUCUUGCCUCAUUUCCGCUUCAAUACCGAGGUGCAAAAUGCGACUUGGAACGAAGCGGAACAGAAAUGGAGCGUGCAAGUCAAGACUUCUUCAGGGAGCAAGGAAGCAGAGUAUACUCCAGAGUAUGAAAUCAAAGCGGAUUUUGUGGUCAGUGCUGUUGGACAGUUGAAUGUUCCUCAGUGGCCGAAGAUUGAGGGUUUGGAGGAGUUCAAGGGCAAGAAGAUGCAUUCGGCGAGAUGGGAUUGGUCUUAUGAUCUGACGGAUAAGAAGAUUGGUUUGAUUGGAAAUGGAUGCACGGCAGUUCAGAUCUUACCCGAGAUUGCAAAAGUAGCCAAACACGUCACCGUCUUCCAACGAACAGCCAACUGGGUCAUUCCCCGCCUUGACGCUCCAGUGACACCUCUCUGGCGGACCAUCUACAAGUAUGUKCCAGGAGUCAUGGCACGAAAGCGAGCAGGCCAAAUGGACUAUCGAGAGUCUACGCACGGCUUCAUCUCUGAUAGCAAUUCGCCUACUGCGGCUGAAUUCACGACAGCUUCYCACGAGAUGAUGCAAUCGCAACUCCCGAAUCAGCCGGAGCUUUGGAAGAAGUUGACUCCGAGCUAUAACUUGGGCUGUAAGAGGAUUAUCAUCAGCGAUGAUUUCUUCCCUACCAUUGGGCUAAGCCACGUUGAUCUUGAGACCAGAAAGAUUCACAGUAUCGAUGGCAACACCGUGAAGGUCGCGGGCGACAACGGAGAGCCCGUCAAUACUGAAGAUUUCGAUUUUCUUGUUUGUGCCACAGGAUUCAAAACAGUCGACUUCAUGCAUCCCAUCAAGCUUACAGGAAAAGGCGGCCGUCCCAUUGACGAAGUAUGGAAGGACGGAGCAAAAGCCCUGUACGGCAUGACAGUCGAAGACAUGCCUAAUUUCGCAAUGCUUUACGGCCCGAACACGAAUCUUGGAMACAACUCAAUCAUUUUGAUGAUUGAGGCCCAGAGUCGUUACAUCAACGCAUUGAUCAAGCCGGUACUGGAAGCCCGAAGUCAGGGCAAGGCACUGAAUUUGACUCCAAAGCAUGACAAGAUCGAAGCUUUCAACGAGGAGAUCCAAGCUGAGCUACGGUCUAGCGCGUUCAAUGAUCCGAAUUGCAAUUCCUGGUACAAGAAUGAGGCGGGUUUGAUCACGAACAAUUGGUCUCGUACAGUCCUGGACUACCAGCACCUCGUAGAGAUUGUCAAGUUCGACGACUUUGACGCCAAUGGCAGUGGAAAGAACCUUGUUGAGGAGAAGAAGUCUGUGCAUGUCGGCAGAGUCAAGGAAGAGUCACUUGUCAGUGACACCACGCUGAUGGUCAUGGGUGCAGUUAGUACUGCGGCUCUUGUCGGCGGCUGGUUAAUGAGGAACUCGCGUCACCUCCCUAGCAUUAGAGUGAGAUAG